This is a messenger RNA of Clarias gariepinus (North African catfish), 825 nucleotides long. RefSeq lists its product as uncharacterized. The coding region runs from base 21 to 800 and encodes 259 amino acids. The record is from RefSeq and is a predicted model, not a curated record. The transcript has 5 exons. NCBI's taxonomy places the organism in Eukaryota, Metazoa, Chordata, Actinopteri, Siluriformes, Clariidae.
GCUCAGCACCAGUGUCUGAGAUGGAGACAUCAAGAGUCGCUCUCAUCGCUCUCGUGUGUGUUGUGUUCUCCAGUCAGAAGAGGAUCUCUGGAGCAGAAGUGGAGAUGAGAGUCAGACGAGGAGACGACGUCACUCUCUACUCCGACUGUGUUUGGAAAAGUGGAUUAUAUUCAGUGUGGUUUAGAAACUGUUCAGAGAAAGAUCAUCCUCACUUUAUGAUAUUAGAUACAGAUUUGAGAUUUAUUGAGACACAAACUGGUGUUUUUCCGCGUUACUCAUUUGUGUUUAAUGCGUCCACUAACACACACAGUCUGCUGAUUAAGAACGUGACAGAGACAGAUCAGGGCCUGUACUACUGCGCUAUACAGGAGAGAGUUAUUUCAAAGGAUAAAAACGGCAUCAUAAUCACCAAUGACGUGUAUCGUUACGGGAACAGAUCCACUCGACUCUCUUUAUUUGCACCCUGCCCCAGUGUGUGUGAGCCGUGUGAAUCAGAGCCGAGUGUGAGCUGGACGCUGGUGUUGAGUGUGUGUGCUGUGUGUGUUCUCCUCUCCUCACUCCUCUCCUCCAUCUGUGUGUACUACCUCUGCACACACACCACUAAAGCAGGAAUCAGAGCAGGAGGUGAGGAAAGGAAGACUCCGAGACACGAUGAGGUCGGAGAAGAUGAGGUUUGUUACGCAUCACUGGAGAUCCAGAACCUCAAGAAGAAGACGACAAAGAAGAAGAAGAAGAAGAUUCAGACCGUACAGGAUUCUGAUUUCAGCACAUAUUCAGGGGUCAGAACUGAAAGAUGCUGAGGAGACACAGAGGAGAUGUGGAGAA